Molecule: messenger RNA, 7709 nt
Organism: Seriola aureovittata
Lineage: Eukaryota; Metazoa; Chordata; Actinopteri; Carangiformes; Carangidae
Gene: dennd6a
Product: DENN/MADD domain containing 6Aa
Exons: 19
Coding region: 153-1970 (605 amino acids)
Cellular component (GO): recycling endosome
Molecular function (GO): guanyl-nucleotide exchange factor activity
Source: RefSeq, a predicted model, not a curated record
UAUGCUAAUUGCUAGCAGAGUGGCUACUGUCUGUACCGCUGCUACUGUUGUUGUUACCAAAGGGGACACUAACUAGAAAUAAUUGUAAACUUAUUUAUAAAACAGUUAACCGUUAACCCGGAGCGCGUUAUUGUCCGUGUCGGGCCGUCGGCAUGGCUCUGCAAGGCCCGGAGGAGCUUGGGGAGCAGGUCGAAGAGCCGGAGGAUCUGGACGACCAGGACGCUAGUAGCAUCUCCCCGGCCGAGGAGAUAACGCUGCCCCCCGGGCCUGGAGGCGACGAAGAGCCGGAGGAGGCUCUCCUCCUACCGUGGGACCGCUUCUCCGCCUGGCUGCACUGCAUCUGUGUGGUCGGCUUCGACUUGGAGCUGGGACAGGCGGUGGAGGUCAUUUAUCCUCAUCAUUCCAAACUGUCAGAGAAAGAGAAAACAAGCAUCUGCUACCUUUCCUUUCCGGACUCAAACUCAGGUUGCCUUGGCGACACCCAGUUUUGCUUCCGCUUCCGUCAGGGUUCCAACAGGAAGUCAUCGCUCGGCUGCUUCCUGGAGACCACCGACCGAGACGCACCACCCUGUCUGAAGAGGGAACAGGGACAUUACUACGGUUAUGUGUACUUCCGUCAGGUGCGAGACAAAUCUCUGAAGAGAGGAUACUUCCAGAAGUCUCUGGUCCUGAUCAGUAAACUGCCCUAUGUGACCUUCUUCCACUCGCUGUUGAAGAUCAUGGCUCCAGAAUACUUUGAGAAACAGGAGCCCUGUCUGGAAGCCGCUUGUAAUGACAUAGACCGCUGGCCGACACCCCACCCCGGACGAAUCCUGACGCUGCCUAUUAUGGGCGUGGUCAUAAAGGUUCGAAUCCCGACCUGCUACGACAAACCAGGAACUUCACAGCUGGUCCAGUCCGCCCAGAGUGACAGUCUGGUGUCCAUCGUGCUCCCAACCAUCCAUGAAGUCGACCUCUUUAGGUGUUUCUACCCGGUCUUCUUCCACAUCCAGAUGCUGUGGGAGUUGGUGUUGCUGGGGGAGGCACUUGUCGUGAUGGCGCCGUCACCGGCAGAGUCAUCAGAUACUGUGCUGGCACUGGUCAGCUGCAUCUCUCCUCUACGUUACUGCAGUGACUUCCGGCCGUACUUCACCAUCCACGACAGUGAAUUCAAGGAGUACACCACCAGGACGCAGGCUCCGCCAUCGGUCAUUCUAGGAGUGACCAAUCCUUUUUUUGCUAAAACUCUUCAGCACUGGCCGCACAUCAUCCGCAUCGGAGACAUGAAGCAAGCAGGUGAGAUGGCGAAGCAGAUGAAAGUGAAGAAACUGAAAAACCUCAAAACUCUGGACUCUAAACCUGGUGUGUACACUGCAUAUAAACCGUAUCUCAACAAAGAUGAAGAAAUCAUCAAACAGCUUCAGAAGGGUGUUCAACAAAAGAGACCUUCAGCGGCCCAAAAUGCAAUUCUUCGACGCUAUUUCUUAGAACUGACACAGAGCUUCAUCAUUCCACUGGAGCGGUACGUGGCCAGUCUGAUGCCUCUGCAGAAGUCCAUCAGUCCCUGGAAGAGUCCUCCUCAGCUCCGACCGUUCAUCCAGCAGGACUUCAUGAAGACACUGGAGAAAGCUGGACCUCAGCUCACAUCCAGACUGAAAGGAGACUGGAUAGGACUUUACAGGCAUUUCCUCAAGUCACCCAACUUUGACGGCUGGUUCCGCAACAGGAGGCGAGAGAUGACCCAGAAACUGGAGGCUCUGCACCUCGAGGCGCUGUGUGAGGAGGAUCUGCAGCAGAGGAUCCAGAAGCACACAGAGGUGGAGACGGUGGAUCUGGUUCUGAAGCUGAAGGAUAAACUGAGUCAGGCGGAGAGGGAGCAGCUCCCGGUGCGUCCGGGGACCCUUCCCAAACUGAGGGCCCAUAUCGAUGCCGUCAUCCUGGCCCUACCAGAGGACCUUCAGGGCAUCCUCCACAAGCCCUCCACACCCUGACCUUUAACCUUCUGUCUGCAACUCUAACCCCAGUUUGAGCUUGUUUUAAAGUUUGGGGGGUAGUGGGGCCUCCUCCCAGUUGGCUCCCAGGUUCAGGGGCCCCCUGUUUACUCAGCCUUGGUUCCAGUUCGAGGACCCCUAGUUUGCUCUAACAUUGAAAGCACAUUGCAUCUUGCAUUUCCCCCCCAAAAAAUAUCCAAAUUCAGUUAUAUUUACACCCCACCCCCAUCCCAACCAAACUGCUACUGUGGUGGCUCGGUGGACCAAGCGUGACGCUCAUGUCUCAUUGAUCAGGUGGUAUUGAGACCAGCUGGAGCAGGCCACAGCUGCUCGUCGUAAACUCCUCGUUUAAACGAUGUGAGGAUGUUUUUUUUUUUAUCACAGAGACAUUAUUAAACAAAGAUAAGAGCGUUGAGCAUCAACGAAGGUCCAUCUGAGCCCGUGGUGAACCUGUGUGCAGAAGGAUUGUCAUCACUGUGGAAGUAAGAGCAGGAAGAUGACCCAAGCUGACCUUUGACCCUCAGCAUUUUUACCUCUUGAUGUUUUUAAUUUUUACUUUUUUAAUUUGACGAUGGACUGCUGCAGGCAGAACUGACUGGAGCUUUCAUCCAUUUAAAAAGAAGAAAAAAAAAAAGUUUUUUAAAAGAAGUGCACUUCAUCGCUAACUGGACCAGUGUGCCCUUCUCUCACACACACACACACACACACACACACACACACACACACACACACACAGAGACACCUUUAUGCAAACAAACUGAAGCGAGCAGAGCCAAGCAGUGCUUUAUGAUUCAAUUUUACUAAAAUGUUGUCCAUAAAAACACACACAGCAUUAAGCACCAGCGAGCCUGUAAUAACUGUCAAUGCAGUAAACAUCUCUUGUCUCGUGGGCCCAGGAGCAAAUCACAUCCCUGUAUCCAUAUUCAGAAUUGUCUCUGGUGCGGGUUGUCAUUAUAUUUGUAUGUUUCUGAAGACUAAGUCCAAAAGUUGUGUGUCGCUAUUGUGUGAAAACCUGUUUUUAUUUCAACUACCUGAUUCUGAGCUCCUCCGCGGGUCGAGGAAAGUCUUCGGCCCGCUGGACUGUGAAACUGUGGAGGCCCGUUUCUGCCAAGACUGAAAAAAAAAUGAACAGAUGAAAAGUUAGAAAUGUCAAAAAUGCUCAUGGUAAAUCAAAGUGAAGAGAUAGAGAGUCAAAAUCGUGAGCGCUCAAGUGGAAAUUUUGAAUUAAAUCAAACUUAUGACUUAAGUCAAAAUUAUGAGAUACUAAGAGGAAGUAAUGAACUAUUAUGAGAUUUUAAAAACAUUUUUUAAACUUUGAUAAAUAAUAGUGACUUAGACAAAAUUUGAAAACAAAGUUUGACUUUUAUUUGAUAAUUUUGACAAAAGAAUAUCUCUCAUUUCUAACAUUUUAUCUGUUCUUUGUUGUAUUUUACUGGCACAGAUGAGCUGUUGUAGUAAAACCCUUCGAUACUUCUGUGAAAACUUGAGCUCAACGCAAUACCACUUUCCUCACUCCUCACUCUGUGGAAAGUUUUCACUUGGCAGCAGCAACACAAGAAAUGCACUUGAGAAAUAUCCAUACAUCCUUGAAGGAAAAAAAAAAAGGAUUAAAUAAAUCCAGGGUGCAAAAAUAGUGUAAUUGAAUUAAAUAUGGUCUAAAAGUAACUUCAAAAAGAGGAUUUUAUUCUGUGCUGUGUCAGUUUGUAAGAGCAGAUGGAGGAAACUGCUUUUAAACUCGUUCAGUGACUCCAGCUGAAUAAACUGAAACCAAGAUUCAUAAAUUCGUAAAUGAAGCUGCGCUCACACUCAGUGUGUUUGGGUCAGUGAUGCUGAAGUGGCAGUAAAGACCGGAUUAUACUUUCGACAUGUUGAAUGAUAUAAAUUAUGCAAUCCUGAUGCAUUAUGUGUGUCGGCCACAGAUUUUAUUAUCUCACAGAAAGCGUGUCUCUCACCGCUGUGACUGGAUGGGCAAUUUGAAAACAGAUGCCAAUGAAAUAUGUAAAAAGAAAAAUGUAAAAAAAUAAAUAAAUAAAUACAUUAAGGUGCUCUCGCUGCUAAAGAUUUUUUUUUGCCAAAGAAUAAAUCAAUCUUAUAGUCAGUUAGGAGCUAACAAACCUCAUCUCAUCUGAGGCGUUUAUUCAAGCUGAUUCCUCUUAAAAUCAGAAAGUCAGCAACAGUCAUCACAUUUUAAUGUUGUUGUUGACUAUCUUUUCAAGUGUAAUGAGACGAUUGUGUAGUUUGCUCCUGAGAGUUUAUAGAAAAUACAAAUUUCUACUGGAGGCGACGCACUGCGGUCCUGAACAUUGAGUCAAGUAUGGAAGCCAGAAAGAAAACAAUGUUUGGAAUGAUUAAAAUAUUUGAGACCAGUCAAAAUGAUUAAUUACUAUUUCAUAAUUAUCUAGUUAUUUAUAUUAGAAUUUUGAUGUUGUAUUAAAAUUCUGACUUUAAACACUUUGACUAACAAAGUCUUAAAAUGUCAAAUGAUUUGACGACAUUUUUAUUUGUCAUUCCAUUUUUUUUUAUUUCUUUUUUUUUUUUUUUUUUUUACCCCCUGGCAGAAAUGUUCUUCCACAGUUUAGUGAUAAAUUAUGAUUGCGAAGACAAAUUGAGGCUUUUCUCAUUAGUCCUGCCUUCCACAAGAAAUAGGCAAGAUACGUCAAAGUAAAAAAACCGGCAAGCUGAAAACAGAUACUGUCAAAAAAGAGAGUCCCAAAAUUCACUCUAUACUUAAUAACUAGCGACAUCAGGGUCGGGGCAGAGAAAAAUAAAAAAUAAAAACACUACAGCUAGCAUUGUCAGCUGAUGUCUCACAGACGGAGUAGCUUUAUGAUUGGGGUUAAAAUGAUGCCGGUGCCUUUAGACGGAGAGCAGAACCAAAGUCUCGAUGAGUUAGUCUCAACCUGAACGAAUAAAAACUGGUUCCUGUAAAGAAAAUAAGAGCAGGUCUUCUUUAACUGCUGCUCAAUGCUUAACAUUUAUUCUUUCUUCUGACACUAAACUAAAUUUAUUCUGCUGAUGAGUCACUUCUGACUGAACUCCAUCCUCCUCAGGAUAUGGACAAAAAAAUACCCCCGAAGUCUGUUUCAAGUGUUUUCUGCAGAGCAAGCAAAAUAAACGGAUGCAUUGUUAAACUAGAUCAGAAGUGGUAACUAAAGGUGCCGAUCUAAACGAAGUCGUGAGUCUCGUCAAAUCAAUAAACCCAACAAGCUCUUUCCUCAUAAAGGGGAGACGAACACUGCUGGGUCUGUUGUACAUGUCUGAACCCUUUAACUGCAACAUGUGCUGAACUUACAUUAAUGUGGAUUGUUUUUGCUUCGGAAUACAAGGUUUCGGAUUGAUUGAAGAUUUUGUUGUUUUUGACCAUGAUUUUUGUCAUUAAUUAAAAUUGUAAUAAGAUAUCUGUCGUGGCAGCAGGUUUAAAUUUAACAUUUUGAAUUUAAAGGGGUAAAACAUGAAAAAACCAUCACUAUGUUCCUGGAAAUGAAAAUAAUUCACCUCAAAGCUUCUUUAGGCCUGAUGGACAUUCCUGGACCUCUAUUGACAAAACCAUAUAUAAUGACAGCAAUAACACUUUUACAGGUAAUUUUAUUUACUAUGGUAAUUUGUAUUUUCAUAGCGUAAAUUACUCUGACUUACUACCAGGUUUUGUGGAGUUAGUGGUCAUGCACAUCUGGACAGGAAUUUAGUUGAUGUUUGCAUUUCACUUGUUUGAAAAUGUAAAGUGGAUUUCUUGACACACUUUUGGAUUAUGUUGUUUGGGUCAUUUUCUUUGAAGCCAUCACGUAACAUACGUUUUAUGAAUGCUUUGAAAUUUUUGUUCAGCAGAUAAUUGUAAAGAAAAAUAACAAAAAAUAUGUGCUGGUUGGAAAAACCUGUGUCAUCUGGUUGUUGGGCAACCAUGUAAGUUUUAUAUUUGUUAAAAGAAAACACAACUUAUUUUAGCAACUUUGAAUUUUUUUAUGGAGGGCUAUUCUCAUAUUCCACUCUGUAGAGAAUUAAGAGUUUUGUACAUAAUGGUGUAAAGUGUAUUUGGCCCUGAGGAUGUACAAUAAUUAUUUUGUUAUUACAACAGAUGUCUUGAUAAAUACAGAGUUAUAAAUAAGAAUUGCUUCAUAUAAUGUUAAUUUACCUUUCUUAGAAUAAUUACAAUGAUGUUGAGACACUUUGACAUUUUGAAUUUGUAGCUUAUUUGCUAUCGGACACGAUGGGAAUGGAAAGUUUUAGCAUUUCUCUUCACUGACCUUGAAAACAGCAGCUAACAUUGACACCAUUUGUCAGUCACUGGUUUAAAUGAAUAAGUAUUUUGCUAAAGUCCAACUGCUUAUUAGUGUUGGUGUCAAUGGACAAAUUUCUGCAUAAAGUUAAUAAGGAACAUUUAAACAAAACCCCACAUAGUUGUUAAUAUUUUUUUUUUUUACGAUAUCCGUUUAGGGACUUCAGAUGGAAAUGAUCUGGUAGCUAAAUCUGGUACAUUACAUCUCUUUAUAUGAGAUUAAAGGUUUUUGUACAUGAUCGAUAAAUGUAAUAAACUAAAGUAUUGUGUUUAAACAUGCAUGUAAUUAACAGAGAACAACCUCAUGUUCAGAAGUAGCCUAUUAAUAAUGCUCUCGGCUAAUAGAUCGUUACAUAUUAGCUGCUUUUAGCAAUAAAAAGUAUCAAUAUCGGUAUUGAUACCAGUGAUCCUGGUCCUGGUAGUAACUUGGUGUUUUUAUCUAAACAAACUUUUGUGGUAUUACUCGCCCCAAAGUUGUCCUGCUAGGUUAGCUUGUGGCUACCUUCGACAUUUUGUGCUAACAAGGACUUUCAAGUGCCAAAACCUUUGACCAUUCAUUCUGUCAAGUGUCUGGAAGAAAAACAAUAAGACGUUACAAAUUCAAAAAGUCAACAUAAGCUAACACAAGCACAUAUAGCCAUUGUGUUGCACAGCUACAUUUUGCUCCAAUGACACAGUCACUAUAUAUUUUGUUUUUGUUGAAGCCAUAACCACUACACUCAACCACUCGGGAGGACUACAGUUUGAUUAAACGAUGAUGAUACGAGGAAAGUGAUGAAUAUAAGUUGAUCUUUAUUGAUGCUUUCCACACAAUGGCCUUGAGUUUAUGUGAGCGAUGGCAAAGGUGUUGAUUACAAUCUUAUGUUACCCUUAUUUUUAAGUUGAACCUUUGUAUCUUUCAUUGUUUGCUUUCGCUUGAUACAUUAUUAUAAUUAAGAAAAGACAAAAAAGACACAGCAGCCAUUUUGAACAUUUGGUUAGUUUUAUCUACUAGCUAGUUCUCUGUGCACAUCUCCUGUUAACCAAGACAUAACAUAUUCAUGUCACGUUUUUAAAUGUUAAACAUGUUAAAAAAUACAAACAAGACAAGAAUAAAGAGCAAUAUAGAUUCAUAUGUUAAUAUUUUAGCCCUUAGCUAAUGUUAGCUGGUGUUAGCUUGCACUAGGUAACAUUAGCUCUGUGUUUGUUCUGCUUGAACCAACUAACUCUUCUGUGUUGGUAUGAAAUACAUUUUUCUUCUGAGUAAAGUUGCUGACAAAGUUUUAAAAAGGCUGCUGUGACAAUAAGAUCAGAGCACAUUUUUCACGCAUUUUAUUAUUAUUUUUUUUUAGGUUCUGGUGAGUCCACUGUACUUGAUUGUAUUUUCAAAAAUUGUUUCCUGUUUUGCUGAAGUGAUGGUAACAGCUGACAUUAAUUUGACCAUGGUGGUUAUUAUAUGUCAUUAAAGAGAGAGCUUAAAUUUUAAA